GUGUUUAUAUCUAUAUCUCGGUUCUGAGUGGAACGUGAUCCUUUGUUUAUUUGUACCUCGUUCAUUUCUCGGUUCUGAGUGGAACGUGAUCCUUUGUUUAUUUAUACCUCGAAACAACUGAAAAUAUGGUAAUGAAUUAUAAUUUUAUGCUUGUUCUCCUAGCUUUCUUGGUUGUGGUCCUGCAAUAUUCAGUUGUGGCACAACCAUCAGCUACAUUCAAUGUGCAAAGCUUUGGAGCAAAACCCGACGGAAGAACGGAUUCGACCAAGGCGUUUCUGAGUGCAUGGGGCGCAGCAUGUGGAUCGAUGAGGCCGUCGACAAUCUACGUGCCCCCGGGGAGAUACUUGCUUCGAGAUGCAAGGUUCACCGGGCAAUGCAAGAACAAGGGUGUCACAUUUCGAAUAGAUGGAACACUGGUGGCUCCGGCUGAUUAUUGGGUUAUUGGAAACAUUGGGAACUGGUUGCAUUUCGAAUAUGUUAGUAAUGUUAACAUUCAAGGUGGAAUUCUUGAUGGCCAAGGCACUGCUUUGUGGGACUGCAAGAGGGCAGGCAAGCGUUGCCCCAGCGGAGCCACGACACUGAGGUUCAGCAACUCAAACAACAUCAUGAUAAGAGGAGUAAGUUCAGUAAACAGCCAAAUGUUCCACAUUGUCAUCAAUGGCUGCAACAAUGUAAAGAUGUCAGGAGUGAAUGUUCAGGCGUCUGGCAAUAGCCCUAACACUGACGGAAUCCACGUUCAAAUGUCAUCCAGUGUCACCAUUUUGAAUUCCAAAAUCAGUACCGGAGAUGACUGUGUUUCUAUAGGCGCUGGUACUUCUAAUUUGUGGAUCGAAAAUGUCUUGUGCGGCCCUGGCCACGGAAUCAGUAUUGGUAGUUUAGGCAAAGAUUUACACGAACCAGGCGUGCAGAAUGUGACAGUCAAAACAGUUACAUUUACCGGAACACAAAAUGGCGCAAGAAUUAAAUCAUGGGGCAGACCAAGCUCUGGAUUCGUUCGCAAUGUACUUUAUCAACACAUCACAAUGGUUGAUGUCCACAAUCCUAUCGUAAUCGACCAAAACUACUGCCCGGGCCACAAGAAUUGCCCUGGACAGGAUUCUGGUGUAAAGAUCAGUGACAUAAGCUACGAAGAUAUUCACGGAUCAUCAGCUACGAAGGUUGCUGUUCAGUUCGACUGCAGUAAGAAUUAUCCGUGCAGUCGGAUAAAAUUGGACAAUGUGAAGCUGACUUAUGGAGACCAGCCCUCUACAGCAUCUUGUGAUAAUGCCGGAGGAACAGCAUCCGGAGUUAUUGUACCUGCAAGUUGCUUGUAGGGAUCAGAAGGAUGAUGAUGCCCUUUGCUUGUAAUUGUUUGAUUUCAUGUUACCAUUUCUUAUUAAUUAUUUUUUUUAUUUUGUUUGUGAUUAUAUCAGCUGAGCUGAUUAUAUGGAUAGCUUGAUUUCAUACCCAUGUAGGGAUUAAACAUCUGUCCUUACUGUGACAUAGGGUUUUCAAAUUGUUAUUGUAACUUCACUCAUGUUCAAAUAAAUGCAGCACUGCAGCAUAAUGCUGUGCUUUUGUA
Messenger RNA from Daucus carota subsp. sativus, 1561 nucleotides. RefSeq names its product polygalacturonase. The record is from RefSeq and is a predicted model, not a curated record. Gene Ontology annotation, biological process: carbohydrate metabolic process. Gene Ontology annotation, molecular function: polygalacturonase activity. Lineage: Eukaryota; Viridiplantae; Streptophyta; Magnoliopsida; Apiales; Apiaceae. The transcript is spliced from 4 exons. Bases 126 to 1313 code for a protein of 395 amino acids.